Molecule: messenger RNA, 1335 nt
Organism: Pocillopora damicornis (cauliflower coral)
Lineage: Eukaryota; Metazoa; Cnidaria; Anthozoa; Scleractinia; Pocilloporidae
Source: RefSeq, a predicted model, not a curated record
AGAUAAUGAUGUAUGUAUGGAGCAUGUAGUGUACUCCUUAUGCACAUUGACUGAUAAAUAACCGUGAUGAUACAGUGUAGCUAUAUGGAUAACGAGGAGUUAGAAAGGCUUGCCCAACAAGAACUUUUGCUGGAAGCAAAAAGAGCCAAAUCAAGAGCAGAAGAAGUAGGACCUGUGGGAUGGCAGAGAUGCCCUCUUCCAGCAACCAACAAGAGGUUUCUACACAAUGUAUUAGCAAGUACACUGGAACCAAAGAAAAAGAAAUCCAGAAAAACAGAAACCUUUAAAACCAAAAAGAAGGAAAAAAGUCGGAAGCUAGUACAGAAGGAAAGAUACAAAAAAAGGCCAAGUAAGGAUGAGAAAAAAUCCAGCAAAGAUGGACAUAAACCCCACAAGGACAAAUUAAAGCAAAAACGUCCCAACUUGUGAGAAAAUGAAAAUGUGCAUGCCUUGGCGUUGCAUCACAAAUGAGUGCAUCCAUCUUUCAUGCUUAGCUUUUCACUCUGUGAUCAUUUGUUGGAUUGCAAGGAAGAAUAAAUGCUCUAUGUGAAAUAAAGCAUCCACCUUCAAGCCCGCCGACUGCUUCGAAUUGGUACCAAAAAGCUACUGUUUUUUAUAAGUGCCAUCCUCAAGGAAGAACAGAUCACUUAAUUUGAUUAUUUUACAUUACCACUAUAGAAGUACAGAAAAAGUGAACUAUUUUUCUACACAGAGACAUUUUGGCUCUUUGUAUACAGUUAUUUCAUUGAAUUUGCGUUACCUGGUUAUUGUCUCGAAGUAGAGACAAAUUAGUACAUUUAUUGUUACUCAAAUAUUUUUUUUUUACCUUCUUGGAAGGUUGAGCCUUACAUAAAAUUAAAAUUACUCUCAAGUAUUAUAACUAAUAGUUAUUCUGAGUUACUAUUAUCAUUAAAUUAAACCAUUAAAUAAAAUAUCUCAAGUAAACCUCAGUUACAUUUAAAAGAGUUAUUGUUAAGGGUAAUAGUAACUGGCUUUUGAGUAUAGCACUGACCAAGACAUUCUAGGUGCCUUAUGGGCUGGGAAGGAUUGAGGACCUCAUGGUCCUGUACAAGAAAUGGCUACUUCUUGUACUUAUAUUUAAUAUAUACUUAUAUUUAAUAACUUUGUUAUGAAACAAAAGCAACUCUGGAAAUUUGUUCUAAGAGUUACAAUUCCUUUAUUGAACACCAAAACAUGAUCACCUCUGGCUAAACUGAUUGCUUGUUGCAAACUCAGUACAAAAGAGCUCUUGUGGCACACUUUUGAAAUCACUAUACUGAAGAGUGAGGACUGAAGUCAACUUUCUUUCAUAAAAUACAGUCAAGUAUAUACUGA